Molecule: messenger RNA, 1552 nt
Organism: Hibiscus syriacus
Lineage: Eukaryota; Viridiplantae; Streptophyta; Magnoliopsida; Malvales; Malvaceae
Product: probable sodium/metabolite cotransporter BASS1, chloroplastic
Exons: 7
Coding region: 49-1335 (428 amino acids)
Cellular component (GO): membrane
Source: RefSeq, a predicted model, not a curated record
AAUAUAAUUCAAAAACGAAAUUAAGAGUGGAGAGAAAUCAGAUCAGAUAUGCCAUCUUCGGUUUCAUGCCCUCGUGCAAUUACAAACUUUAGAUUUCAAUGCCAAACAAAAACCCUUUCUCCACCAUGCCCAAAUCUCUCCCUUUCAUUUUGUAAGCCAUCCAGAUUAUCAUCUUUCAGCUUAACACUAAGAUCCCAAUUCCAGGAGCAACCCAGUAGAACCAUCCGUUUGUUGACUUCCAAUCGUUCUCGAAUUCAUUGUGGCGCUUCAUCAGACAAUUACAGUGCAAACUCCAAGAAAAGUUUCGGAGAAUGGGUUGAGUGGGUUGGUGAAGGGAUUUCCAGUGCAUUUCCACUAUGGUUUUAUUUAGCAUGUCUACUGUUGUUCUUCAAGCCAAGUUCUUUCAGUUGGAUUACGCCCGAGUGGAGCACUUUUGGUCUUACUCUUACUAUGUUUGGUAUGGGUACGACUCUUACUCUAGAUGAUUUUCGUGGUGCCCUUGCCAUGACUAAAGAGUUGAUCACAGGUUUUGUGCUCCAAUAUACGGUGAUGCCCUUAUCUGCGUUUCUUGUGAGCAAGUUUUUAAAUCUGCCGUGUGACGCUGCAGCUAGUUUAAUAUUGUUUGGUUGCUGUCCUGGUGCUGCAGCAAGUAACAUCGUCACAUAUCUUGCCCGGGGAAAUGUGGCACUUUCCGUGCUGAUGACUGCUGCAAGCACUCUUUCAGCCGUGAUUAUGACCCCCUUUCUCACUGCCAAGCACGCUGGGAAAUAUGUUGCAGUAGAUGCAGUUGGACUGCUAGUCUCAACACUGCAGGUUGUGCUUCUUCCUGUAUUGGGUGGUGCAUUCCUAAAACAGUAUUUCAAUGGCCUGGUUAAAUUUGUUUCUCCUUUGACACCAACCAUUGCGGCUGGAACCCUCGGUAUUCAGUGUGGAAAUGUAAUUAUAUCGUCUUAUAGGCAUCUUUUGGUAGCUAAAGCUUUUUUUCGUGCACUUAUUUUCUCCGACAGUGCUUUUGUUAUUCUUAUAUACGGUGUACAAGUCCCAGUUUCAGCCCUUUUUCAUGCAUCUGGAUUUUUCUUUGGUUAUAUACUUUCAAGGAUGCUUGGGCUUGAUGUGGCAUCAUCGCGAACCAUCUCUAUUGAGGUUGGCAUGAAGAACGUGGUUCUCGGAGUUGUUAUUGCUACUCAGUACUUACAAGAUCCCUCGAGUCCAGUAACAUUUGCAGUGUCCGGCAUAUGCCAGACAAUUAUCGGUAGUGUAUUGGCCGGAAUUUGGAGACGCGAUGUACCAAAACAGAAGUCUUUGACAACGGUUUCAGCUUCCAAUAGCAUUUAAGUUCCAAGAAUUCUAGCUGAAGUUGAUGCAGUGAAAAUGGAUCUUUUGACCCUUUUGCUGUGCUCCCCUAUGCACAUUCUGGUUAUAUGGCAAAUGAUGGGCUUACAUACGAGGAUAUGGAAACAAUUUGAUAUGCAUUGGAUGUCAAUGACUGCCUCCUUUGUUUCAUGUUUUAUUUUCAUACUCUUGGUUUAAUUUAUAUAAGUACUUAUACUUU